Messenger RNA from Penicillium cataractarum, 1455 nucleotides. RefSeq lists its product as uncharacterized. The coding region runs from base 1 to 1455 and encodes 484 amino acids. NCBI's taxonomy places the organism in Eukaryota, Fungi, Ascomycota, Eurotiomycetes, Eurotiales, Aspergillaceae. The record is from RefSeq and is a predicted model, not a curated record. Gene Ontology annotation, molecular function: oxidoreductase activity, acting on the aldehyde or oxo group of donors, NAD or NADP as acceptor. The transcript is spliced from 5 exons.
AUGUGGUCCUCUGACUCUCAUUUGAAGCGCGUUUGCGCUGCAGCAGCCGAUGGCCGGACCUCCAAUGUCCGUUUCAUACAAAGUCAAUUGAAAGUUUUGCACCAAAGCAUCCUGGACUCGCGUGAGGAGAUCUUGGAAGUGAUUGCUUCCAACCCGCUCACUACUGGAACGGAGGCUGAAGUGGAGUUUUCCAUUGCAAUUGCGACAGUCAGAAAACACUAUGAAUCUAUCAAUUUCGACAAAGCCAUUGCCGAUGAAUAUAAGAUUGCAAGAGGGGAGAACAACACCGAGCGUCGUGUAGGCCAUGGGGUGGUUGUGGUUAGGCCGACGGCGCAUACACGCUUCUAUUCUAUCAUCUCGGCCGUGGCAUGCGCUCUUGCCGCUGGAAAUACUUUUGUUGUUGAGUGUGGAAAGCAUGACGUUGAUAACUUGAUCCCAUCCCUGUUCCAACCCCUAGACUGGGAGCUCUAUGGCCUAGUCCAGGGCCCUGUGACUGAUCUAGAGAUCCUUCCUAGAGCUCUUAUUAUUGAUCAAACUGGUACAACAGAAGCAUCUAAUUCUGUCAGAUCUCUACCGAAUCUUCGUUCUGUUGCGGUCAUCGACCGUACAGCGGACGUUGAAAAGGCAGCGCAACAAAUUCUGUCUGCUCAUCUUGCAUUCUCUGGACAGUCUCCCCAUGCCCCGGAUUUGAUUGUCGUGAACGAAUGGGUGAAGAGCAAAUUUAUUGAUACAAUGACUCGAGAGCGACUGAGUGGAGGCCGUGAGGUAAACUCAAUCCAGGCCGAUUCCAAGGAUGCUGCAUGGAAGAAAGUUGUGGCAGAGGCGGAGAGCGAUGGAGAAGCUACACUUAUCAAGAAAGAGGGUCUAUACAUGAUCGAUGUCCACCAAAAGUCAUCUCACUUGGUCAAUCAGCGCGGAGAAGGGCGAUACUUGACCCUACUUACAGUUGCUAGUUUAGCAGACGCUGUUCUUACACUGUCAAAUAUCCCCGAGUAUCUCGUUGCCUACCAUUUCGCUGAGCCUGCCGCUGGAAAGUUCCUAAGCCAACAGAUCAAUAGCCAUUGGUCAUUUAUCAAUCAUAUUCCCGCACAGCUCCUUGUGGGACCGGCCCUCCCCCUCAAGCAAGGAAAUUUCUCGCUUGAUCUCCGGUACACAAAAGAGAUGCUGUCUAAAGCAAGACCGGAGGUCAUCGAACCGAUCGAAACUUCUGUCAUUGGACUGGAGGAUCUGAGUAACCCAAUGUCCAAGACUUUGCAGAUUCUCCGGAAACGUGAAGCACAGCCUCUGAGAGAGACGGGCCAAGGACCCGGAACAGCUAUUGGAUUCUUUGAGCAAGGUAUCAUUGUGGGCGCGCUGUUUAUCGUUUUACCUGUUGUUUCGGUUGUAGGAUAUUCUGGAUGGGUGCUCACGCGUAAGGUUUUCUUGCACUUUGCUGCUGGAUCUUUUGGUCUUUGA